Messenger RNA from Symsagittifera roscoffensis, 2124 nucleotides. RefSeq names its product dnaJ homolog subfamily C member 3-like. Gene Ontology annotation, molecular function: misfolded protein binding; protein-folding chaperone binding. The record is from RefSeq and is a predicted model, not a curated record. Gene Ontology annotation, biological process: protein folding in endoplasmic reticulum. Lineage: Eukaryota; Metazoa; Xenacoelomorpha; Acoela; Convolutidae. The coding region runs from base 264 to 1784 and encodes 506 amino acids. The transcript is spliced from 8 exons. Gene Ontology annotation, cellular component: endoplasmic reticulum.
GUUUUAAUAGUAGUUUUAGCAAAGUUUAUUUCAAAAUUGCUCCAAUUUUCAAACGAAUAUUGAAUUUUCAAACCAAUAUUGCAUUUUCAAAGCAAUAGUGCUUCUUUUCGAUCGAUUGUACUAAUGGUGAACUUGAAGUUGUUUUCUGGCUGAAAUAUUAUUGACAGUGUGACUGGUCGUAAUACUUGGUUGUCAGAGAAACUCAUUUGUCUUGUCUAAUUGUGGAAUUUGACCUCCAAAGCAGUUAGAGGCGGAAGCUCAAGAUGAUGAAGCCUCCUUCAGCUGAAUAUUACCUGUUUGACAUCAGUAUCUACGCGUAUUCUUCACUUUAUCUCGUGCUAUUGCACUUUUUCAACUUCAAGCCUCUGGUUUUGGCAGCUGCGGACAACAAACCUUCACAUCUCGAUCUGGGAAUCCAGUUUCUAGCCAAGGGACAAAUCAGUGAAGCAUUGCAACAGUUCCACUCGGCAAUAGAUGAGAAGCCGGAUGAUUUCAUGGCCCACUACAGGAGGGCCACAGCCUAUCUCGCUCUGGGGAAAGGAAAGGCAGCAUUGGAGGAUUUGGAUGUAGUGCUGACUCUAAGACCGGAUUUCCAGGCUGCCAGAACUCAGCGUGUGAACAUAUUGACUAAAUAUGGACGCUUUGACGACGGUAUUUUGGAACUGGAGAAAAUUCAAAAAGGCGGAGGUAAAGCUGGAAGUGAUGAAGAAAUUCUGCCUAAAAUUGAGGAGUUGAAAAAACUAAAAGCCUCUGCAAUUGAAGCUGAAGAACUUUUUGAACACGACGAAGAUUACCAAGGUGCACUUAACUUACUGGACCCUCUAAUCGAGGCAUGUCCCUGGAACUCUGAAUUCAGAACUGUGCGUGGUGAUGCUUUGAUCAAAGUAGGCGAACUGUCCAAGGCAGUGUUCGAUCUGAAGCAGCUGACUAAAUUGAUUAACGACAACACGGAGGGAUUCCUGAAGCUGAGUCUGCUGUAUUAUCAGAUGGGGGAGGAUGAGCAGAGCUUGGCUGAAAUUAGAGAGUGCCUUAAACUUGACCAGGAUCACAAACAGUGCUUCGCGCAUUAUAAAAAAGUAAAGAGAUUGAACAAGCAAUUGAACGAAGCUCAGGAACUCAUCAACCAAAACAACUUCGCCGACUGCAUUCCCAAACUCAAUUCAGCUCUGAAAACAGAACCCACAGUAGAAGCAUUCAAGCUCAAAGUAGCCCCUAAAAAGUGCAAAUGUCUCUCGAAGAGUAAAGCUUCGAAGGAGGCCAUCAAGUUUUGCAGUGAGGCUCUAGAGACCAUACCGGAUGACGAAGAGGUGCUAAUUGACAGAGCCGAAGCUUACUUAGUCGAAGAGGAGUAUGAAAAAGCCAUUCAGGAUUACGAGACUGCAAUCAAGAACAACGAGGAGUCCAGGAGACUGAAUGAUGGUCUGAAAAGGGCGAAGAAGCUGUUAAAGCAGUCGAAGAAGAGAGACUACUAUAAGAUACUGGGACUGAAGAGGACAGCCACUAAGCAGGAGAUCAACAAGGCAUACAGAAAGCUAGCCCAGCUACACCACCCUGACAGACACGAAGGACCGGAUAAAGAGGAAGCGGAGAAGAAGUUCAUGGACAUCGCGGCUGCGAAAGAGGUGCUGAGUGACCCCGAGAAGAGAGAGAAGUUCGACAACGGGGAAGACCCACUUGACCCCGAAGAACAGGCCAGCCAGGGAGGUCACGGACACCCGUUCCAGGGAGGAUUCCCCUUCAACUUCCAGCAGGGUGGAAACUUCCAGUUCAAGUUCAAAUUCUGAUCCUGAAAAUAGAGAAUCAAUCCACGCGCAGAUUGCCUUAAUGAUCCUUAGUCCCUUCCUUGUUGAAAAAGAUCUCAUUGAUAAGUGCAGUUUACGACUGAAUAUUCAUUCCUUCAUAGGGGUUUCGCUGUUGUGUUGUAUAUCUUAUAAGGAGUUCUCAUAAAGUUAUUUAGGAAAAGCUGUGAAAUAAGCAGUGAAUAAAUCGUUAUUUAGUGCGAAACAUGGAGAUUGGUGAUAUAAGUAUUAUGUACUUUUAUGUUUAAAUUUCAUAUUCUACUUUGAGUUUAGUUUUUGAAAAGCUACGCCUGAUGCAACAGUUUUCCGUCGUUGAAGUCCAUUA